Messenger RNA from Cylicocyclus nassatus, 454 nucleotides. The record is from the annotation of a GenBank genome assembly. Lineage: Eukaryota; Metazoa; Nematoda; Chromadorea; Rhabditida; Strongylidae.
AGGAAAUUUGUGCAACCAAGUGAACACAGCUACUCAAAUCGGAAGGAUCAUCAACUAGUACCAAGAUGCUCCAGCUUUGACGAGCGCUUGCACUGCCUCGACAUGCCCAUGGGAUGCAGCAAGAAACAGCGGAGUUCGAUCCUAAACGGAAAUAGGCUUCAAACUGAGUAUACUACAAGAUAUGAUGGAUCGGCCCCCAUUCGAAUUAAAAGUGAUGCCACUUGAUGAUCUACAGUGUCAUUUGCAGCGCAUCUCAUAAGAGGAGUGCGAUCGUUGUUGUCGCAGACAUCAAUCUAAAGGAGCUCUUCGACCAUUCUCAAAUUGCAAUUGGCUGCAGCUUCAUGCAAACACGUGGAAUCGUUCCUAUUCAUAAUCGUGGGAUCAGCACCCAUCUCCAAAAGCUGCUUUACAAGAGCUAGUCGACCUCUCCGAACAGCUAUGAAUAUUGCAGUCU